AACAAUUGCAGCCAGCGGAGACAAGAAAAAAGAGGAGCAGACCUCAGGCAAAAUGCAGGGGACACUUGAGGAUCAAAUCAUCAGUGCCAACCCACUGCUGGAGGCCUUUGGAAAUGCCAAGACCGUGAGGAAUGACAACUCCUCACGCUUUGGUAAAUUCAUCAGAAUCCAUUUUGGUGCCACAGGCAAAUUGGCUUCUGCUGACAUUGAAACAUAUCUGCUGGAGAAGUCCAGAGUCACUUUCCAGCUCAAGGCGGAAAGGAGCUACCACAUCUUUUAUCAAAUCAUGUCCAACAGGAAGCCAGAGCUAAUUGAGAUGUUACUGAUCACCACCAACCCCUAUGACUACCUGUAUGUGAGUCAAGGUGAGAUCACAGUUCCCAGCAUUAACGACCAGGAAGAGCUGAUGGCCACCGACAGUGCCAUUGACAUCCUGGGCUUCAGUGCUGAUGAGAAAACAGCCAUCUACAAGCUGACGGGGGCUGUCAUGCCCUAUGGGAACCUGAAGUUCAAGCAGAAACAACGAGAGGAGCAGGCAGAGCCUGAUGGCACAGAAGUUGCUGACAAGGCUGCCUACCUGAUGGGUCUGAACUCAGCAGACCUGCUCAAGGCCCUCUGCUACCCCCGAGUCAAGGUGGGGAAUGAAUACGUCACCAAGGGCCAAACUGUGCAGCAGGUAUACAACUCAGUGGGUGCCCUGGCAAAGUCUGUGUUUGAGAAGAUGUUCCUGUGGAUGGUUGUUCGUAUCAACCAACAGCUGGACACGAAGCAGCCCAGGCAGUACUUCAUUGGUGUGCUGGACAUUGCUGGCUUUGAGAUCUUUGAUUUCAACAGCCUGGAGCAGCUGUGCAUCAACUUCACCAAUGAGAAACUGCAACAGUUCUUCAACCACCACAUGUUCGUGCUGGAACAGGAGGAGUACAAGAAGGAGGGGAUUGAAUGGGAGUUCAUUGACUUUGGCAUGGACCUGGCUGCCUGCAUUGAGCUCAUUGAGAAGCCCAUGGGCAUCUUCUCCAUCCUGGAAGAGGAGUGCAUGUUCCCCAAGGCAACUGACACCUCCUUCAAGAACAAGCUCUAUGAUCAGCACCUGGGCAAGUCCAACAACUUCCAGAAGCCCAAGCCUGGCAAAGGCAAGGCUGAGGCCCACUUCUCCCUGGUGCACUAUGCUGGCACAGUGGACUACAACAUCACUGGGUGGCUGGAGAAGAACAAGGACCCUCUGAAUGAAACUGUUGUGGGGUUGUAUCAAAAGUCAUCCUUGAAGACUCUGGCCUUGCUCUUUGCAUCUGCUGGUGGGGCAGAAGCAGAGAGCAGUGGUGGUGGUGGCAAGAAGGGUGCCAAGAAGAAGGGUUCUUCUUUCCAGACUGUCUCGGCUCUCUUCCGGGAAAAUUUAAACAAGCUGAUGAGCAAUUUGAGAAGCACACAUCCCCAUUUUGUGCGCUGCAUCAUCCCCAAUGAGACUAAAACACCUGGUGCCAUGGAGCACGAGCUGGUGCUGCACCAGCUGCGCUGUAACGGCGUGCUGGAAGGGAUCAGGAUUUGCAGGAAAGGCUUCCCCAGCAGAAUCCUCUAUGCUGACUUCAAACAGAGAUACAAGGUGCUUAAUGCCAGUGCCAUCCCCGAGGGACAGUUCAUCGAUAGCAAGAAGGCUUCUGAGAAGCUCCUUGGGUCAAUCGAUGUGGACCACACCCAGUACAAAUUUGGACACACCAAGGUGUUCUUCAAAGCUGGGCUGCUGGGACUCCUGGAGGAGAUGAGGGAUGAGAAGCUGGCACAGCUCAUCACCCGCACCCAGGCCAUGUGUAGGGGUUACCUGAUGAGGGUGGAGUUCAAGAAAAUGAUGGAGAGGAGGGAGUCCAUCUUCUGCAUCCAGUACAACGUUCGUUCAUUCAUGAAUGUCAAACAUUGGCCAUGGAUGAAGCUGUUCUUCAAGAUCAAGCCCUUGCUGAAGAGUGCAGAGUCUGAGAAGGAGAUGGCCAACAUGAAGGAAGAGUUUGAGAAAACCAAGGAAGAGCUUGCAAAGUCUGAGGCAAAGCGGAAGGAGCUGGAGGAGAAAAUGGUGGCCUUGGUGCAGGAGAAGAAUGACCUGCAGCUCCAAGUGCAGGCUGAAGCUGAUGGCUUGGCCGAUGCUGAGGAACGGUGUGACCAGCUCAUCAAAACCAAAAUCCAGCUGGAAGCCAAAAUUAAGGAGCUGACAGAGAGAGCAGAAGAAGAAGAAGAGAUGAAUGCUGAGCUGACAGCCAAGAAGAGGAAACUGGAGGAUGAAUGUUCAGAGCUGAAGAAAGAUAUUGAUGACCUUGAGCUAACACUGGCCAAGGUGGAGAAGGAAAAACAUGCCACUGAAAACAAGGUAUGAGGUAGAACCUGUCACUCACACUC
This is a messenger RNA of Passer montanus (Eurasian tree sparrow), 2379 nucleotides long. RefSeq names its product myosin-1B-like. NCBI's taxonomy places the organism in Eukaryota, Metazoa, Chordata, Aves, Passeriformes, Passeridae. Gene Ontology annotation, molecular function: ATP binding; cytoskeletal motor activity; protein binding. The record is from RefSeq and is a predicted model, not a curated record. The transcript is spliced from 17 exons. Gene Ontology annotation, cellular component: myosin complex. The coding region runs from base 53 to 2356 and encodes 767 amino acids.